UCUGCGCAUGCGCCGCUCGUACAGCUGCAGUCAACAACAACAGUCUGGACCAUCUGCCCUUUCAUUCCAAGAUGGCGGACCUCCUAGGUUCAAUCUUAAACUCGAUGGAGAAGCCUCCGACAGUCGGCGACCAGGAGAGCCGACGAAAGGCUCGAGAGCAAGCAGCGAGGCUCAAGAAGAUGGAGGAGGACGAGAAAAAAAAGAAAGCGGCGUUCAGGAAAAAGAUGGAGAAAGAGGUGUCGGAUUUCAUUCAGGACAGCGCGCAACAGAAACGAAAGUACAACCCCAUGGGGAAGAUCGAGAGGAGUAUAUUGCACGAUGUUGCAGAAGUGGCCGGUCUGACGUCUUUUUCUUUCGGGGAAGACGAGGAGAGCCGCUAUGUCAUGCUAUUCAAGAAGGAGUUUGCGCCUUCGGAUGAGGAGCUGGAAGCCUAUCGCAAAGGAGAGGAGUGGGAUCCCAAGGUGGCGGAGCAACGGCGCAGGCUAAAAGAACAGGCUGCGUUGGAAGAAUUAGCAUCCAGUCAGACGAAGAAGCCAGAGGCGUGUCCCAACUCCAACUACAGAGACAAGUACAGCCACCUGAUCGGCACCUCGGCCGCUAAAGAUGCAGCACACACGCUGGAGGCCAACAGGGCCUACGGCUGUGUGCCGGUGGCCAACAAGAGGGACACUCGCUCCAUAGAGGAAGCCAUGAAUGAAAUCAGAGCGAAGAAGCGGCUGAAGCAGGAGGACGACUCAGGGGCACACAGCAGCAGCUCUUGAGUCUCCUCCGUUUUUUUGCUUCCUGUCUACUGUUGCGUGUAUGCGUGUGGGUGUGUGUAAAUGUGUGUGUGUGUGUGUGUGUGUGUGUGUGUGUGUGUGUGUACGCAGUAUAAUUCAUCCUAUAAUGCAAUACUAUGUACUUCAGACAUUUAAAGUAUAACUUAUAAGGCAGGCGUCGAAUCUAGUCUAUGUACGCCACACUCUGAUUGUUCCGAUAUUGUGAAAUCUGGGUUUUGGUUGGAGGUACUCAGGUGUGUCUGAUCCAGGGGGCGGAUCACUUUCCAUGUGGUGUUCUGUCAGUUAUCAAGCCUCUCAUACACGAUAAUAUACCAUGCAGUAUGAGAAAGGAGUUUUGAGUACAAAGUCCAAUGGGUGUUCAGCUAAUUAAGAGCACCUGGUGUCUUCUUACAUUAUUUUUAAAACACAUUUUUUGGCAGUGAUUGACCUUUUUGAUGCAGAUGUGCAUCAGUGACAUUUUUAACAGUGAAAAUAUUGAUACUUUCGAGCUUUAGCCGGGCUUGAGGACAUUUUGAAAGCAAGUUAUUAGUGUACUGAAAAAGUCCCGCAGACAGUGUUCUGAAUAUCUAGUGUAAUUUUUUUAAAAAGGGAAACAGAAGUCCUGUCUUCUCGACCAGCAUUGGGUUUGUUAAAUUUUUGUUUUAAGUCUCAGCCUGUUUCAGAACUUGAAGUUGGAAACAUGCCAUUCUCUCCAUUUCAAGAGGAAUCACAUUUUAGAAGAUAAUGUUUUUUCUGUGUUUGUGGUCGCGUUUCAUUUUGGUUUCUGUGCAUCUGCACCGAACGAAUCAAACUGUCACUACAAGCUAAAUGUUUUAUUAUUGAGCCAUAUGAUGGCUUUCUGUAGUCAUCGUAGGACGGAGCGGAUGUACCAGACUCGUUGUAAAGAUCUCUUUUGUUUGUCAUAUCUUCAAUUUCUUGGCAUCUUGAUGUCUGUUUUAACAUGGUUGCACUGUUUUAUCCCCUGAUGUGUGUAAUAAACAGAGAACUGUC
Acanthopagrus latus (yellowfin seabream) is the source of this 1769-nucleotide messenger RNA. It is a transcript of the gene spag7, whose product is annotated as sperm associated antigen 7. The transcript is spliced from 7 exons. The record is from RefSeq and is a predicted model, not a curated record. Gene Ontology annotation, molecular function: nucleic acid binding. The coding region runs from base 72 to 761 and encodes 229 amino acids. Lineage: Eukaryota; Metazoa; Chordata; Actinopteri; Spariformes; Sparidae.